Messenger RNA from Papilio polytes (common Mormon), 1445 nucleotides. It is a transcript of the gene AstA-R1, whose product is annotated as allatostatin-A receptor. The coding region runs from base 138 to 1226 and encodes 362 amino acids. The record is from RefSeq and is a predicted model, not a curated record. Gene Ontology annotation, cellular component: membrane. Gene Ontology annotation, biological process: G protein-coupled receptor signaling pathway. The transcript has 4 exons. Gene Ontology annotation, molecular function: G protein-coupled receptor activity. Lineage: Eukaryota; Metazoa; Arthropoda; Insecta; Lepidoptera; Papilionidae.
GUUUUAAAUAUAUUUAACAGUUACUGAAUUUCAUUAGCAUCUGUUUCCGCUGGACUUUUCACAAAAACAGGAUGUAAUGUAAUUUCAUAGAGGAGACAAAAGAUUUUUCUUGAACAUGAUAAGAGAUUAAACCAAAAAUGGAUUCUGCAGAAGACGAAUUCUUCAGCAUAUGCUUGAAUCUAACCGAUGAAGAAAUCAAUAAUUUUGGUGGCUGCAACUAUAGUGCUGAAUUCGAAAAUGGCGAGCUUCUCGAGAAAGUUGUGUCACGAGUGGUUCCAAUCUUCUUUGGCUUCAUUGGUAUCGUCGGUUUGGUUGGCAACGCCCUGGUCGUUUUGGUGGUGGCCGCCAACCCUGGCAUGAGAUCUACUACUAACCUCCUGAUUAUCAAUUUAGCAGUUGCCGAUUUGCUGUUCGUAACCUUCUGUGUGCCGUUCACAGCUACCGAUUAUGUAAUGCCAAGAUGGCCAUUCGGUGACUGGUGGUGCAAAGUCGUUCAAUACUUUAUUGUUGUCACGGCUCAUGCGUCAGUCUAUACACUGGUCUUGAUGUCUUUGGACAGAUUUAUGGCUGUCGUUCAUCCAAUAGCCUCCAUGUCUAUAAGAACUGAGAAGAACGCAUUAAUGGCUAUAGGUUGCAUAUGGGUGGUUAUCCUGACCACCGCUAUACCUGUUGGUAUAUGUCACGGUGAAAGGGAAUAUUCAUAUUUCCAUAGAAAUCAUUCCUCGUGUGUCUUUUUAGAAGACCACGGAUACAGCAAAUGGGGCUUUCAGUUAUCCUUCUUCCUGUCCUCUUAUGUGGUACCUCUAGCGUUGAUCAGCGUUCUAUACAUGUGUAUGCUAACGAGGCUUUGGAAGAGUGCUCCGGGGGGAAGAGUAUCUGCAGAAAGCAGGAGAGGAAGAAAGAAAGUCACCAGAAUGGUUGUGGUCGUGGUUGUGGUGUUCGCCGUUUGCUGGUGCCCAAUUCAGAUAAUCCUGCUGGUGAAAGCGCUGGAUAAGUACACGAUAACGUAUUUCUCUGUGACGGCACAGAUCGUGUCACACGUGCUCGCCUACAUGAACAGCUGCGUCAAUCCCGUUCUCUACGCCUUCCUCUCGGAAAACUUCAGAGUCGCGUUCAGGAAGGUGAUGUACUGUCCUCCUCCAUACACCGAUGUUACAUCGGGUCGUCCCCAACCUACGAAGACGACCAGGACGGGCAACGGUAACUCCUGCCACGACAUCGUCUGAGAAUCGCUGACGGGUCGCGUGCGACGCAACGAGCAAAUCAGCGUCGUUUGAGCACAAAAUGCGACCCCAAACCUUGUAUUUUAUACGUAAUUGAUUUUUAAUCAUUAAGUUAUAUUAUGCUGAUAUUGAAAUACAAAAUAAAAUAUACUUGAAUGUGUAUUUAUACAAAAAAUUAUUAAUGGUUGCUUCGUACGAAGAAAAUAAAUACGCGUUCAUAGA